Molecule: messenger RNA, 1515 nt
Organism: Acanthosepion pharaonis
Lineage: Eukaryota; Metazoa; Mollusca; Cephalopoda; Sepiida; Sepiidae
Source: the annotation of a GenBank genome assembly
AUGGUUGCUUCAGUUCAUUCAUCUCUUGCUCGUUCUCUCUUUCUCUCACUUGGCUUAUUUCCCUCUAUCUCUCUUGCUCUCAGAAUGUUCAUCACACACGCUCUCUCUCUCUCUUUCUCUAUUCAUCUGUCUAUUUCUUUUUCCCAGUCCGUUCAUUUAUAUCGCUCACAGUUUCUCCCAGCCUCUUCAUCUCUCUUUUUCUCCGAGCCUCUUCAUCUGUCUGUUUGUCUCUCUUUCUCCGUUCAUUUCUAUCUCUCUCGCGGUUUUCCCAGUCUGGUCGUCUCCCUCUCAAGUCUGUUCAUCGCUGUCACUCUCCUUAUCUCUCAAUCUGUUCAUCUCUCUCUCUCUCUCUCUCUCAGCCUGUUCGUAUCCCCCUCUCUCUCCCAGUUUGUUUAUCUCUAUCCCUGUCAGCCUAUCUGCCGGCAUUUUGAUCUCUCUCUUUCUCUAAUCAUUUAUAUCUCUCUCACGGUUUCUCCCAGUCUGCUCGUCUCCCUCUCAGUUUGUUCAUUUCCGUCCCCCCUCUCUCUCUCUCUCUUUCUCUCUCUCUCUCUCUAUCUGUUCAUCUUUCUUUUCUUUUUUUCAGUCUGUUCGUCUCCCUCUCUCUUUCCCAGUAUGUUCAUCUCAGCCUCUCCAUUUUUUUCUUUCUCUAAUCAUUUCUAUCUCUUCCACUCUUUCUCACAGUCUGCUCGUCUCCCUCUGUUCUUCUUCAUCUCUCUCCCUCUCUCUCAAUCUGUUCAUCUCUCUCUCUCAGCCUGUUCGUCUCGUCCUCUCUCUCCCAGUUUCUCCAUCUCUAUUUCUGUCACUCUUCUCUCAGCCUCUUCAUCUCUCUUUUUCUCUCACUCUUUCUCACAAACUGCUCGUCACCCGAUCAGUUUGCUCUCCUCCCACUCUCUCUUUCUCUCUGCCUGUUCAUCUAUCUCCCUGUUUUAUCUCUGUCGCUCUUACUUCAUCAUCUCUUCUUUGUUCAUUUCUUUCUCACUCUUUCUAUCAGUCUGUUCAUCUUCCUCUCAGUCUGUUAACCUCUCUCUUUCAUCUCUGUCUCUCCCACGUUGUCUCUCAGUCUGCUUAUCUCCCUCCCAGUCUAUCCAUCUAUAUCUCUCUUUCAUCUCUGCUUCUUCCACUCUCUCUCUCUCUCUCAGUCUAUCUAUCUAUAUCUCUCUUUCAUCUCUCUCUUUCACCCUCUCUCUCUCUCAGUCUGCUCAUCUCCCUCUCAGUCUAUCCAUCUAUAUCUCUCUUUCAUCUCUGCUUCUUCCACCCUCUCUCUUAGUCUAUCCAUCUAUAUCUCUCUUUCAUCUCUCUCUUCCACCCUCUCUCUCUCUCUGUCUGCUCAUCUCCCUCUCAGUCUGUUCAUCUAUAUCUCUCUUUUAUCUCUAUCUCUUUCACCCUCUCUCUCAGUCCGAUCAUCUCCCUCUCAGUCUCUUUCAUCUAUCUAUUUCACCCUGCUUAUCUCCCUCCCUUUAUUUUCUCUCCUCGUCUGUUCAUACCCAUCUAUCAAUAUUAUGGCAAGUUUUAUAA